ACAUAACACGUAUAUUACUGUUACUUUGUGUUUGCUGGGUUCUGUUUUUGUCGAGAAAACGAAAUACCCCAUUAGAGAUUCUCUUUGAUAGCGUGUAGCUCAUUUUAAUUUCAAUUCUAGCGAGACCGCUUAUAACAUUUUUGGCGUACGUGUUGGCGCAUUGCGUAAAAUAAUUGCAUAAGUUUGACGAAUCAAAAGUAGGAUAGAGCCACGCGAUAAUAGAACGUCGUUUCGCACGUACUUGGACGAAUACGUAACGAAAUGUAACACGUAGCACACGCAAAGGGCGCUUUACAAGCUGACUUAAUUCGAAUGCUAUUGCCGUCAUCGCUUUCUCCUUUUCCACGCAUUAGCGCGUUGACGAAAUUUAAUCGGAGCCGCCAUCCAUCGAUAUCGAUAUCGAUGUGGCGAACAAAAUUAGAUGGUAUCAAAACUAUUUUUUUUUCUUGUAUUGAGAAUACCUAACGCAAACCUGAAAAAAUAUAUUACGAUGACUUCCAUUAGUUUCGCUUAGCAUGUCCCGAAUAUCAUAACAGUACAAAAGUGCUUCACUCGAUCGAUUUCUUAUACGAAACAUAACGCAUGUGAAAGUGACCUUGAAACAUGGGAUCAUCCGAAGCACGCAUCAUCCAUAUUGAACGUUCGCGCGCGUUCGCUUUCGAUAAACGUUUGGUGAAAGAUGAGAUGUAACGUCAGAGUUAUUUAUGAUAAAAAAACAAAAAAAAACAGAAAUCGAUUGCCAUGGCUCUCAGGACAUUGCGGGAGUUCGCCGACAAUGAAAACGUGGUUGACCGAGCAUGCGGCGAUGGUCACCGGCCUUGUUGGACGAACCGACAUCCCGCGACCUGUGCAGUAACGCUGAACGCGUCAUCGAAUGCCACGUGCCGUCCAUGGGGGAUGCGUUCGAGCGCCGACGUAGAGAGGGUCGCGGCGAUCUCGCGCGAUUCCGAGACUAACUCGAGGAAUCGGACCAAUCCCGACGACGGGCGUAUUUUAUACGUCGCAUCGUCCAGAAUCGAGCCGCAUGAGAUUGAAUGGGCAAGAUUGGACUCGGUGGAUGGUGAAAUUUGUAAAUUCGUGAACGGCGAGUUGACGGCUGCUACGACGCGAAAUAAUCCAAAAAGAUGUUACAAAACAUCGAUCAGCUCCGGUUACUCAAGCCACUCUUCGCCGUUGUCGACCGGUUCGUAUUCGUGUUACGCGUCAGCGUCUACGAGAGAUCCAUCGUGGUACGGUGAUCUAGCAGUGAUUCAUGAGACUGAGACGAUACCGCGGCCAAUCUGGCCUUCCGCCCUGUAUCAUCACGCUGAAGAUUGUAACAUCGAUUACGAAGACAUCUACACAUGUCACGCUUGUGGUUGCACGUAUGGCUAUUCGUCGCCGACGACAAGAGCACCGGCGCGUGAGGUGCUGCUCGAAUUAUCCCGAACCCUUAAUUCUGUGAUAGAUGGUGAUGCUGUUGUAACACUGGAGGAUAUUCUACGUGAUAUCUCGCGCAUUGUUCCUUUAGGAACCGGCCUGAGAAAUGAUAAUGUGUACGAAUGCUCCUCCUGGACGUUCAGUGACAAGAAUCUCCCGAUGUCGCCAAAUUAUUACGUCAAGAACGUGCCACCGGGAGCGGCUCCGGUGGAUCCGAAACUCUAUGUUGCUCCUCGCUAUUUCUACGGAUAUAACUCUGUACGGUCAGUGCCAUUGCUUGAGAGCGGCGCGAGGAAACAGAGAUGCGAAAAGGCUAGCAGGGAAAAUGACUCAUCUCCUACGGAAGGAAAGGCUUGCGAUACAAUCGAUCCUCACGUCCGCAAGUGCCUUCAUGGAGGAAGGCGUGACGAAAAUAACUACACGAAACAAUCGUUUAGGCCUACCGAGGAUUCGAAGCGAUCGAAACGAUGCCGGAACGGUCGCAUUUCGAGCGAAUCGAUAUAUCCGAUGCAGUCAGAGGGCAGCGAUAUCGGUUCGUCCAGCGAGGGAACGACCGCGUCGUUGAGCGGGACCGAUUGGAAUUGUCGUUCGACGAUUCGAGGUUUGGGGGAGGCUCCUGAUUUCACGCUCGAUGUGACGCGUGCCGAACAUUUGGGCCGGACGAUCGCGAGAGCGAAGCGAAAACGACAAUGCUGUCGAAUUCUGACUACCCUCUUCGGACUAGUCUUUUUUAUAUUAAGCGUCGUCGUUGUUUCAUUAUCUGUGACAAGGGGUCGCAAGGUGUUUGGAAGCAUGUAGAAGUCAAAGAAAACAAAUUUACUGGAUUAUCCAAACGCGUACUUGCGUGAAUUACGGAAACGAAUUAACGUCCAGAGUAUUCUGCGAAAUAUUUCGGUAGCUCUUUGCCGUAAACAUUUUGUGAUAUAAAUACUCUCAUCUCGCGCGCGCGCGCGCAUAUUUAUCUUGCAGUACCUUAUAUAUUUAAGUAUUUAGAUUUAAAAGAUCUUGCAAUAUAUCACAAUAUACGGCUGUGAGCAUGUUCUUUUACUUCGCGUAUGUAUUAUUAAAUACAUACAAAUAAUACUGCGAUCAUUGUGCGCGACCACAUUGUUGAUCGAUUCUUUUCAAUUCUUCCUUUCGCAAAACGAAGAUUACCGUAGGAAAAAGGAAAGAAAAACAGUCGAACUUUAGGAAGAAUAAAUCAUUUGCAUUAAUUAAGUAUCUGUCAAAAGUAACUCGGGCUAACAUUUAACACUAACACUAUUUUAGUGCGUGAAAGACAAAGAAGCAAGAGGUAAAGAGCAGAAAGCAGGACGCAAAGAGCACAUUGUAGAUUGGCCUUUAACUAGUAAACUGCGAGUUUUCUAGUAAUCGAUCAACAAUGUGUUAAAUAUAGAUAAUUAAAAAUUUAUAGAAGAGAGCAAUACUAGUUGUAUUCUAUUAUUUACUGUCAUUAUUUCCAUUCAUGUAACACUAGUCUAACCCCUAUGUUCAUGGAAUUCGCUACUGCGCUAACGCUACCAAUUUCGUUUGCACGGAAUAUAUAAUUAACGAUAGCGAAUGUGAGCUCUGUGAACAGCACUGGCAUGGUGUCAUGAUAGUUGUUAACCGGUUGUUGUUGAUUAACAACGAUUCUAACGAUUGUUAAUCAUUUUGUUAGAAUUAUUCAUCAUGAUAGAGAAAUUUAAAAAAAUUUUAAAUUAUCGACAAUGUCACUUAUAGCGAGCGAAUUAAUGGAUUCAUCUUUAUCAGAAAGCGACGAUAAAGAAUUAGAAACUUUGAGACGAAAAGCACAUCGAAGAAAUGUGCCUAAAUUACAAAAUUAGUAUUAUAUAUUGAUGAAUAUACUGUGGUGUUGUUCAUGCAAAUGUUGCUAAGAGGGAUUUAAUAAGUAAGACACUAAGAAUAAGAAAAACGUGUAACAUACUGAGUAUACUGUGUGUAUUGUACUUAAUUAAUUGAAUAAUCUUUAUCCUUACA
This is a messenger RNA of Ooceraea biroi (clonal raider ant), 3399 nucleotides long. RefSeq lists its product as uncharacterized. Lineage: Eukaryota; Metazoa; Arthropoda; Insecta; Hymenoptera; Formicidae. The record is from RefSeq and is a predicted model, not a curated record.